Cyprinus carpio (common carp) is the source of this 921-nucleotide messenger RNA. RefSeq lists its product as uncharacterized. The record is from RefSeq and is a predicted model, not a curated record. NCBI's taxonomy places the organism in Eukaryota, Metazoa, Chordata, Actinopteri, Cypriniformes, Cyprinidae.
GUACUCACCCAACUGCUGAACAUGUCUACCACCGCCGCAAACGAUGAAGACCAAUGGCAAAUUGAAUCCAUCGAAGAGUCCCAGCAACAAAUAAGUCAAGAAGCGGAAGCCAUUCAAGACGAAAGCAACGCUUCUGUCCGUCGGAGCUCUCGCCUGGCGAGUAAAUCAUAUAGUCCUCCAAGUAUCAUUGACUGGCCACUGCCGAAGUUACUGGAAACCUUGUAUAGACACGAUAUCCCUGCACCGACUGGAGCUACGCAUAAGGAACUGUUUGCUUUACUCUGUGAGAAAAUUGACGUCCCAGCAGCAGAUUUUCCUCCUCCUCCUCCUUUUUCCGGCAGGAAACAGGCGCAGAAGAGAAAGAAUUUCGACCCGGCUUCCACUCCGACUGAUGUUGCACCCAAGCGGGCAGGUGGUUCAGCCGUCUCAAACAGAGCAGUCAACUCUUCUUCAGUCCAAAGCAAAGACCCAGUGUUGUCAGCAUUGUCAAGCAUUCAGUUUUCGCUCUCCAACAUGAACUCCAGAAUUCAGGCUCUGGAGUCCGGUUCAACAUCGAGGUCCUCGGCAAAUCUUCUCUUCUCCGGCCCGCUUGCUGAGAACUCCUCAUCGGCCACGGCGCCGGCGCGGCUGCCCGUGCUUACUCAGCAGCAGAAUGAUGACGUCAUCAAUUCGGGGACUAUACCACGAAGAACGAUGGGAAGUGCAGUUCCAGUGUCUACAGGCUCUCCAUUCUUUCCGCCGGCUGCUGCGAUUUCUCAUCAGUUGAGAAGCCAAAUCGUUGCAGAAAUUCCACCGCCUGUGUCCAGGUUCAGCAUCAGCCAGCUUGGUCUGCCCUCCUUUCAGCCAAACAGUAAUAGAUUAGACAUGACCCUUCAAUCUUAUUUACAUUCAGCAGCCAAGUACAUGCGCAGUGGUUUUUAG